Xenopus tropicalis (tropical clawed frog) is the source of this 9361-nucleotide messenger RNA. RefSeq names its product kinesin family member 13B (gene kif13b). NCBI's taxonomy places the organism in Eukaryota, Metazoa, Chordata, Amphibia, Anura, Pipidae. The transcript is spliced from 40 exons. Gene Ontology annotation, cellular component: cytoplasm; cytoskeleton. Gene Ontology annotation, biological process: establishment of protein localization; microtubule-based movement. The coding region runs from base 72 to 5903 and encodes 1943 amino acids. The record is from RefSeq and is a predicted model, not a curated record. Gene Ontology annotation, molecular function: cytoskeletal motor activity; microtubule motor activity; microtubule binding.
CGCCCCCCCUCACUCUCUCCCAGACGGAAGCCGGCGGGGUCCGGGCAGGUUCGGGGAGAGCGCCGUCCAGGAUGAGCGACUCCACUGUAAAGGUGGCGGUACGGAUCCGGCCCAUGAACCGAAGGGAAGUGGACCUUCAGACAAAAUGUGUAGUGGAUGUAGAAAACAAUCAGAUCGUCCUGUACCCGUCCAAUGCCAGCCUUUCCAAGGGGGAUGCCCGGAGCCAGCCAAAGGUAUUCGCCUACGACCAUUGUUUCUGGUCCAUGGAUGAGUCCGUCAAAGAGAAGUUUGCAGGACAAGAUGUAGUCUUUCAGUGCCUUGGAGAGAACAUACUACAGAAUGCCUUUGAAGGCUACAACGCAUGUAUCUUUGCCUAUGGGCAGACUGGCUCUGGGAAGUCCUACACCAUGAUGGGCACAGCUGACCAGCCCGGGCUGAUCCCAAGACUAUGCAGCACUUUAUUUGAAAGGACACAGAAAGCGGAGAACGAAGAGCUGAGCUUUAAAGUGGAAGUCUCCUUUAUGGAAAUCUACAAUGAGAAAGUCCGGGAUCUCCUUGACCCAAAAGGAAGCCGCCAGUCUCUUAAAGUCAGAGAGCACAAAGUGUUGGGCCCAUACGUCGAUGGCCUAUCAAAGCUAGCCGUCACCAGUUACAAGGACAUUGAGUCUUUGAUGUCAGAAGGCAACAAAUCUCGCACAGUGGCGGCGACCAACAUGAAUGAAGAGAGCAGUCGAUCCCAUGCUGUCUUCAACAUUAUCCUUACUCACACGCUGGUCGAUGUCAAGUCCGGGACCUCAGGGGAGAAGGUGAGCAAGCUGAGCUUAGUAGAUUUGGCCGGGAGCGAAAGAGCCACAAAGACUGGAGCUGCCGGGGAACGUUUAAAGGAAGGGAGCAAUAUCAACAAGUCCCUCACCACCCUUGGCCUGGUUAUCUCAGCCUUGGCAGAUCAAGGGGCCGGCAAGAAUAAGAACAAGUUUGUUCCGUAUCGAGACUCCGUGUUAACAUGGCUGCUGAAAGACAGUCUGGGAGGGAACAGUAAAACAGCGAUGGUAGCCACGGUGAGCCCCGCUGCUGAUAACUAUGAUGAGACGCUCUCCACCCUGAGGUAUGCCGACCGAGCCAAGAACAUAGUCAACCAUGCCGUCGUCAAUGAGGACCCCAACGCCAGAAUAAUCCGGGAAUUGCGUGAGGAGGUGGAGAAACUGAGGGUUCAGCUUACCCAAGCCGAGUCUAUGAAGGCCCCAGAGUUAAAAGAACGUCUGCAGGAAUCUGAGAAGCUAAUUCAAGAGAUGACUGUGACUUGGGAAGAGAAGCUCAGAAUGACAGAGGACAUUGCCCAGGAGCGCCAGAAGCAGCUGGAAAGCCUUGGGAUUUCACUUCAGUCUUCUGGGAUCAAAGUGGGAGAUAAUAAGAGUUUCUUAGUCAAUUUAAAUGCAGAUCCAGCCCUCAACGAGCUCCUGGUGUACUACCUUAAGGAUCACACAUUAAUCGGGUCCCAUGACUCCCAGGACAUCCAGCUGUGUGGCUUGGGAAUUCUGCCUGAACACUGCAUUAUAGACAUCUCUCCGGAAGGGCAGGUUAUACUGACACCAAUGAAAAACACUAGGACCUAUGUGAACGGCUCCGCAGUCACUAAAGCAACACAGCUCCAGCACGGAGACCGAAUUCUCUGGGGGAACAAUCACUUCUUCAGGAUCAGCUUACCAAAGAAGAAGAAGGCCAAGCAAGAGGACGAGGAGCAGGACUCCAGCCUGAGGAACAGCAGCAGCUUUGAACAACUAGACUUGGAUGGAGAUAGUUCCAGUGAAGGCUCCAGCGAGGUCAACUUCAACUAUGAGUAUGCCCAGAUGGAAAUCAUGAUGAAAGCCCUUGGCAAUAAUGACCCCAUGCAGUCCAUCCUACAGAGCCUGGAGCAGCAGCAUGAGGAAGAGAAGCGUUCUGCCCUUGAGCGCCAGAGACUGAUGUAUGAGCACGAGUUGGACCAGCUGCGCCGUAGGCUUUCCCCGGAGAAGCAGCACUACCGCAGCAUGGACCGGUUCUCCUUUGGAUCUCCCAACGCUCAGCAGCGAAUCAGGCAGUGGACAGAAGAAAGAGAAGCAAUGCUGAAUCAGAGCCUCAGAAAGCUACGGGAGCAGAUAGCCAAAGCCAAUCUGCAUGUUCAGGAGGCCAAUUUCAUAGCAGAGGAGAUGGAUAAGAGGACAGAGUAUAAAGUGACACUUCAGAUUCCAGCCUCCAGUCUCAAUGCCAACAAAAAGCGAGGCGCAGUGCUGAGCGAGCCAGCCAUACAGGUGCGCAGGAAAGGGAAGGGCAAGCAAAUCUGGUCCUUGGAGAAGUUGGAAAACCGUUUGGUGGAUAUCCGAGACCUUUACCAGGAAUGGAAAGAAUGUGAUGAAGACGACCCAAUGAGCCGCUCCUAUUUCCGGCGAGCAGAUCCUUUCUAUGAUGAGCAUGAAAAUCACAGCCUGAUUGGUGUAGCCAACGUCUUCUUGGAGUCUCUUUUCCAUGAUGUAAAGCUUCAGUACGCAGUUCCUAUCAUCAACCAGAAGGGGGAGGUUGCAGGACGGUUACACGUGGAAGUGGUCCGCAUCAGCGGCGACAUCGAAGAUCGGAUAGCGGGAGGGGAAGAUGGAGCAGAUUUCUCCUUUGAGAAGGAGGCUCAGGAAAACAAGUUAGUCUGCAUGAUUAAAGUGCUCCAGGCCACAGGUUUGCCACAGCAUCUCACCAACUUUGUCUUCUGCCAUUACAUCUUCUGGGAUCAGCCAGAGCCCACUACUGUGGCCCCUGAAGUGGACACAGCACCCCCGGUCAUUAAGGGGACGGAGUGCAUGGUGGUUUUUGACCACUGCAAAGAGUUUGUGGUGAACAUUACAGAAGACUUCUUAGAAUAUCUUUCUGAGGGGGCCCUGGCCAUUGAGGUUUAUGGCCACAGACAGAGUGACCCACACAGGAAUCCGGCCCUUUGGGACUUAGGAAUAAUUCAAGCAAAGACCCGCAGCUUGCGAGAUAGGUGGAGUGAGGUCACCAGGAAGGUGGAAUUGUGGGUACAAAUUCUGGAACUUAAUGAGAAUGGGGAGUACUGUCCAGUGGAAGUGACGCCAGCCAAAGAUGUUCAAACAGGAGGAAUCUACCAGCUCAAACAGGGACAGUCUCGGCGCCUUCACAUAGAAGCACGGUCAGUUCAAGACUCAGGAACACUGCCCCUUAUUGAAGAUUCCAUUUUAUCUAUCUCCAUUGGCUGUGUGAAGAUAGUCAAUGCAAAGGCCAUUAAAGCCCAUGACUUCCACCAGGAUGCUCGAGAAGAUGUUGACAGCUACCAGGACCGAGAUCUGGAAAGACUGAGGAGGAAAUGGCUGAAUGCUCUCACCAAACGUCAGGAAUACUUAGAUCAACAACUGCAAAAACUGGUCAGCAAACAAGAUAAAUCAGAAGAUGAUGCAGACCGAGAGGCGCAGUUGCUAGAAAUGAGGCUUACGCUCACGGAAGAGAGGAAUGCCGUCAUGGUGCCCUCUGCUGGAAGUGGUAUUCCUGGUGCUCCUGCAAACUGGACCCCCGUCUCGGGAAUGGAGACCCACAUUCCGGUCAUUUUCUUAGAUCUUAAUGUGGAUGACUUCAGCUCUCAAGAUGACCUGGAUGGGUUGGAACCUGCAGGGUGGGACUCCACUCUCACGUCAGAAGAUGAGGGCGAGUUCUUCGACCUGCAGAUUGUAAAGCACCAUGAGAGUGAGGUCAAGGCAGAAGCCUCCUGGGACUGUACCGUCCAUAACUGCCCCCAGCUCAGUAAAGGUUCUGCCCCUGAGGACCGGGUGUUCCUGAUUGUCAGGGCAACUGUGCAGCUCAGCCACCCAGCAGAAAUGCAGAUUGUUCUGCGCAAGCGUAUUUGUGUCAAUGUGUAUAGCCGACAGGGGUUUGCUCAGAGUUUUCUAAGGCGAAUGUCUCAUCGAAGUAGUAUUUCCAGCUGUGGUGUCACCGUGGAAGUUGUCUCUAAUAUUCCAGAGGACUCUCAAGGGGCAGAAGAUCGGGAGGCCCUUGCCAGAAUGGCAGCAAACGUUGAAGAUACGGGAUCUGCGGAUUCGGAGGCGUAUAUUGAGAAGUACCUGCGCAGCGUGCUUGCCGUGGAGAACAUCCUCACAUUGGACCGUCUUCGCCAGGAAGUGGCUGUAAAAGAGCAAUUAACUGGGAAAGGGAAACUGCACAGAAAGAGCCUCAGCUCCCCAAACGUUCACCGGCUGUCUGGAAGCCGACAGGAUCUGGGUGGGCAGCAGAGCUUGGCUAGUAACAAGGGUCGUUGGGAAAGCCAACAGGACGUGUCACAAACCUCCCCUGUGCCCAGCAGGGCAGUCGUUUCAGGUCACUCCUCUCUCCCUAAAAUGGUGCCACAGUACCAACUGCAGGAAUCGGGUCUGGCAAACAUGGCAACCUCAUACCUGAGCCCUGUGAAAUCCUUAGUGCCCCAGAUGCCCAAGCUGCUUAAAUCCCUGUUUCCUCAGCGGGAUGAGAAAGGCCGGCAGUCCUCUCCGCUCAGCCAACAGACGGUGCCGCGGAUUAUGGUCCAGUCAGCCAGCGUUGAUGAGAACCCAGCUGUUCCUAAAAUGGUUCCCCUUGAGGAAUGGAAAAACGUCCGACCCCCAGUAAUUGCUCGCUCACCCGGCCAAGAGAAGAAGAUGGAAAGGGCUCCUGCCGUCCCUUCCCCACCAAAGGUCCCUGACCCUCCAGUACCAGAAACACAGGAAAGUCCUCCCAGUCCCCUCAGUGAAGCCUCCAGCGGGUACUUUUCCCACAGCGUUUCCACCGCUACCCUCUCUGAGGUUCUAAGCGCUGGCAAUGAGGUCCAGAUAAGUGUCCAUCCCCCAACUCCAACAGCUGCUGAUAGACACGCAGGGCCUCCUCCUACAAACCCUUCUGGUUCUGAUGUUCUGAACUUAGAAACUACUCAACCCGUGAACGGUUCUGUGUCCCAUGAAUUCAAACUAGAUGUCUCACAGGACCCCGAAAGGACUUCCAUUGCAAAAGGCCCCAAUAGCAAAGAGUUGGAUGAAGGACGAGGUGAUAGAACGGAACAUCGCAAACCCCUUCUGUCUGAAGCUUCUACAGAACCUCAUGGUGAAAAUACAGAAAGUCUUUCUCCAUCAGACAACGUGGAACAAACGGGUUCCGCCACAUCAACCAGUGAACAAGCGGAAGUGCAUAGAUCAUUGGCUACCACAGAACUGCCAUUGCCCACAAGUGAGGACAUCCAGAGAGCCACACCUUGUAAGCCAUUUUCUACUCCAGAACCUCUGUCCCAAACAAAAGGGGUGGUUUCUCCAUUCAAAAUACAGAAAGUAAGGACUUCCGAGCUAAAAUCCUUCACGCGUAUGCUUGGGGAUGAACUGGGGGAGGUGGGGAAACCAAGUGCCGCCGUCAAGUUGAAAGGAGUUGCGUUGGAUAAUACAGCGGACAAGCAAGAGGAGGUGUCGGACUCUGAUGAACCCCAGGAGGUCCCCGAGUGGCUAAAAGAAGGAGAAUAUGUAACUGUGGGUUCCAAUAAGAAUGGCAUUGUACGAUAUGUGGGUCCGGCAGACUUCCAGGAAGGAGUCUGGGUCGGGGUGGAACUUGAAACACCUGCUGGCAAAAACGAUGGGUCGGUUGGAGGCAAACACUACUUCAGGUGUAACCCGGGCUACGGUGUCUUGGUGAGGCCAAACCGCCUCAAGAAAGCGAGUGGCGCCGCCCGCAGGCGCAGUACAGGCUUACGCUUGCAGGGAGGGACUGUAACGGAGAGUCGGAAAGGCGCAAAUCUGUCGGGUUCAGCGGGAAACCUUGUGGCCCUCACUGCCCUCGCCAAGCCGGACAGAGCCGCGGCGCUAAAGGCCGACGAGAGGAACCAGAAGAAAAUGGAGAACAGGAAAUCAUGGGCCAACUGAGCCAUUUGCACAGCAGCAACAUGUAUCCUGGUAACCGGUCGCUAUGGGCGCUCAGUUCUACACAUUCCUUAUUGGGGUCUCUGUACGGAACCUGGGGGCCCUCCCGCCACUCCUUGGUGCCUUAUGAACUACCCCACCCUUGUUCCGCCUGCUUGAUUUAUUUGCACUAAUGACUGCACCCGGGGGAGGAGCCUCACUCUCACCAAUCACAACACAAGGGCUGUUCAUUCACUAGGGGGGGUAACUGCUAACUAUAAAUCAACGGUUUGGGGCAAGAGGGGCAAAUUCCAAGCUUUUAGCAUCGUAUUAACACUAAAGAGAGGAUACGGUCACGGAAUUGAUGUUUAUUUUAGGAAAAACAGCCACGCCCGGCCAUUUGUGGCACCAGAGCGGUUCUGAUGGGCUCUGCUUGCCCUUGGGGCUGGGUGCAACUGGGUAUUACUGGGUGCAACUGGGUAUUACUGGGUGCAACUGGGUAUUACUGGGUGCAACUGGGUGCCCUCGGCUGGCAACGUCCACUCUUCUAUUCAUUUAUCCUCCCAGUUCGGAUCCCUCUUUCCCCUGCGGAACCCUUGUAUUUAUAUUAUUUAUGUUUAUAGGAUAUUUGGGAAACAAUAUAUAUAUAUAUUUUAAUUUGGGGUUGGGGCUUUGCGGGUCACAAUCGUUCCUCUGAUCUAUUAACCCUUUCUGUACAGGACACAGUUGCCCCUCAGGGGGCACAAGCGGUAGGGUUGGUUUGUUGGGGGUGGGGCAAUAGCGACGGUCGGCCUUUCCUAUUGGCCUCCUGUAUUAAUUGCUACAAGUGCCGUGACCAUAUCCCGGACUCCUGCCUGGGGCUAAAGGGCAAUAAAUCUUAUUUCCCUCAUUCCCAUAGGUUCUUCCCUACUGUUCCUUUCCAGGGUACAAGGUGGGCUCUGCCUUUCCAUGUUUAACCCCUAUCAUUCCACGACACGGGGUGCAGAUCAAGUUGAUUCAAAUGCCCCCCAUAAGCACCAUUGGGCCACCAACCAUUCCCACACAGUAGCCAUUCCCCAAGGCUCCAUAGCCACAUGUUCCGUGCCCCAAGGGCAGCCUGUUGUGCUGCUGGGCUGUUCUGGUUCUGUACUGCCCUGGGCCCAUUCUGUAUAUAAGGUUUUGCCUGUAUUUUCUUUGCAGCCAUUGGGCCGGGGGAGCUCAGAAUGUUUCUAUAUCAUUUAUACGCGAGUGCCUUAAUCCAUUCCCAGGACCCGGGGGCCCAACUGAUGGGGGGGGGGGGUCAGUGUAUAGAAAUUCUGUUUAUUGGCCCAGACAAUGCAGGGGGUUUUACUUGUGCGUUUGUUUCAUAUCUAAUUGCCUAUUGGUUCAUAUCCUGAUGCAGGGUAAGUAGAGCCCACGCUUUUCUCCUGCCCCCAUAGAGAGCAGUGUCAGUGCCCCCCCCCCCCCCGUGCCAAGCUAGAACUACAACUCCCAGCAGUGCCGCUAAGCUGCAAGGAGGAUGCUGGGAUUUGUAGUCCUGGGCCCUUUAUCGCUGCAUUUACAGCAAACGGUUCUGUUGUGUUUCUGGGAAACAAACUUCUAUUGGCCCCGGCCCAGCGCUCCGUGUCUGGUUAUGGCAAUAACUGGUGUAAUAACAAAUGGGCAAACGUGGGGCAUAUAUCUAUAUCAGAUAUAGAGAAGCCAUUGCAUUAUAUGUUAUACUGCCCCCCCCCAUGGCUAAUUACAUCACUAAAUCACUGGCCCAUUGGCUGGGGGGGGGGGGUGAAUACUUGGCAGCUCCUCCCCUGUAAUGAGAAGCCUCUGCGCUUCCCCGGCCUCUAUUCCUCUCGCUGGGUUCAGGGGAGCUCUCUUAUUGGGGUGCAAGCAGGGGCAUCAGCCGUGGCCCCCAAGCAUUACAGGGCCCAGACAGCAGGGGGGCCAAUGGUAGAGCAGGGUUCCACUCCAUCCAUGGGUGCCUCCCAGUGGGUGCCCGUACCCCGCUCCUGGAACUGGGGGGUCCCUGGGUCCCAAUACUUUGUACAUAUUUAAUGCACUUUACUUACCACUAAAGCCUGGGGUUUGGGGCAAAACACUGACAUUCUGAGCAUCUCAUGGAAUCUAACUGUAUGUGAAUAUUUGUGUCAUUCGUUUGGAUUCACCAUAUACACACGCGUGUGUCUGUGUGUGUAUCCACAUGUGUGUGUGUGUCUGUGUGUCGGCUAUUAACCCUGUAUUGUCUGUAUCUCACACUGCCAAAACUCUCUUGUACUUAAAGGCAAAGGUGACUUUAUUUCACAGUGUUUCUAGGUCUUCCUCCCCCCUCCCUUCCCUCCUCCCCCCUCCCUUCCUUCCCCCCUCCCUUCCUCCUUUCCCCCCUCUCUUCCUCCCUCCCUCCUUUCCCCCUUCCCACCCCACCCCUGCCCUCCCUUCCUUCCUCCUUUUCCCCCCUCCCUUCCUCCCCCCUCCCUUCCCUCCUCCCUCCCUUCCUCCUUUCCCCCCUCCCUUCCUUCCCCCUCCCUUCCUCCCUUGCAUGGGUGCAGAAGAUUCCCCCGCUCUGCGUGGGUGGGAGCGUCACAGGAUUGGUUCAUGAUGUCACAUGUCCUUAUUUGGGUGGGGCAGUCCAGGACAUGAGAAAUGGGCGGGAUUUGGAACAGUUGAAGGCGUGCCUGGGGGGGUAUCAUUAAGAAACAUCCCUUUGGGCAUGCUGGGAGUUCUGCGCGGCUGCCAUAUUAGUUGCCCAUGGGGCUACGAGUGCAACGAGACUCCCUACACCCAAGUGCUUGUAGCCACCCUACUGGUUUUAAUGGGAUUUUAUAGUGAGUACAAUAUCACUGGCUCCAGAGUUGCCUUUAUCCGACCAAUCGUUUUGGUGCCUUUUCUACACUUUUCCUUUGUUUCUUUUCGCCUUUAUUCCCCGCACUGCCAUUGGCUCCUGUUCACCCCCCAGGGGUUAAUAAUUAUUUUUAUUAUCACCGUAAUUAAGUCCCGCCCAUUCUCACUAUUUGAUCACUGGUUUAUUUGGAGUUAAAGCAACAGGCACAUCGCACCGUCACAGGAUUCCGGGGCCCCACAUACGUCCAUUCCUUAUAGAGAAGCCACACCCUCUGUUGCUUAUCGUCCAAUCACUGAGCGGCUCUGUUUAACCACUAUUAUCCCCUAGCACUGCCACCCCCUCCUCUCUCACUGGUUAUUGAUAGGCCUUUCUAUCCACAGUGAACACGACCCACUCGCCUGUUAUUCGGGGGUGGGGCUUCCUGCACUUGUAUUUGGGGGCGGGGCUGUAUCAUUGCAUGAAUUUUAUUUGGUUUUGUUUUUUUUCCUAAUGAUAAAAACUUCAAACAAGUGAUUAUUGUACUGAAAGAAAAAAGCUCAAUUCCAAAGAGGCGGAGAAAUGAGAGGAGUUUUUAAUGAUUUUUUUAUUGUACAAAUACUAAAACUGCUGUAAUAUUGUAUCAUAUAAAUAUCCGGCUCAAUCAUGAAAAUAAUAAAUUUUUUUAAACAAU